Messenger RNA from Vollenhovia emeryi, 4060 nucleotides. RefSeq lists its product as uncharacterized. Lineage: Eukaryota; Metazoa; Arthropoda; Insecta; Hymenoptera; Formicidae. The coding region runs from base 2312 to 3439 and encodes 375 amino acids. The transcript has 4 exons. The record is from RefSeq and is a predicted model, not a curated record.
GCCUCGAAUAAACAUAUUUCUCAGGGACCACUGCCUGCCUCGAGAAGAAGCCGGUCCAAGCGGCGCAAGUGCAUCGGCAUCUAGGAUACGGAAACGAUUCUAGAGUUGAAGCCAGGACGCGCAAAGCGCUGUUGUACUCGAUGUUCGAAUAAUCGUAUUCCACGUGAUCGCUCGCUUCGAACUAUAGUCGAAACACGAGUACGUACAGGCAACGCGAUUGCAAUGACAGGAAGCUGCUCCAGAAUCUUAUCGCAAAAGCCUUGCCAUGUCCGUCUUAAAUAAUUGAAUCUUGCGGCCCCAGUAGUUUACUUUUGACCCAUGUCGCAAGAAGAGGGGAACGUCGAGUUGCGAGGAGGUGAAUCAGGAUCAGAAGCUCCCGACUGGGAUCACUCUGCGGAUACGGAUCAACCCGCGAUGAGACGUUACACCGCACCUGCAUUCGUCUAACAAUAUUUCCUAGUCGCAUAAAAGCACGAAGUUGCUCGUCGUAAUUGUUCAACGCGCGCCACGCGUGUACGAUUGAUUCCCUUCGAUUACUCGCAUCGUCACACAUUGAAAGAACCGCGACGAUGGAUCUUCGCGAUGACGAAACGCCCCACGGCGAUCCAGUUUACGGAGGAGAAAUCGGAGCGAGAUCUGCAGCGGCGGGAGCGUCACGCGCUGCCGAUACAGGUCCAUCGUGAUACGCUAAUUUUCUCGAGAUCCCCAUCGGAGAUCAUUGGAGCGUUAGGAGAAAUGGGCGAACGGCUCCGGAUAGCGAGGAACGUUUCGGGCGGCUCCUGCCAAACGUCGUGACCAUGACUCAUCGCACACGAAAAAUCACGCUCUCUCUUGACGCGUGGGACCCGCGCGGGCGGGCGCGGGGCUUGCGCAAUCCUUGUAUUUUUAUCCGUCGCGCCGCGAGCGACUUGUACUCGCCGAGCGGAUGCCAAGCAUGGGAAACCGGGACUCUCGCCGGCGCAGCGUUAUCUCUCCAUCUCGAGAAACUCGUGCGAUCAGCACUCGGCGAGGAUGAAAUUACGGCGAGCACGAGAGGGACGCCGCUAGUACGGACGCGCGAAUCGAGUCGCGUCCCCUCGAUACGUGGGACGCCGCUCCAAAUCGAUUCACAGUCCAUUGACGAUGCAUUAGUAUAAUAUUUACUGGCAAUCCGAAAAUGCAGGUACUCUAGUGGGCGAGCUUUAAUAAUGUUACGGUGAGAUUUCAUCGUUUUGUGAGCAAUCCCGGGGCCGGGACGUACGAUAAUUAUGUGUUGCUUAUUUGUAUCCAUCAACGUGGCGAUUGCUGUACGGGCGCCUCGAAAGUUGUCUGAAAUGUAACGUUGUGGGGCAGCGAGAUCGAAUGGAAGGCCUCGCCACGAGAAGAAUCGUUGACUCGCUCAUAAGAAAUCAGCUCGUAAGAAAGUCUCGUAGAUGUAACGAAAGGAAGAGGACGGAGUAGAGGGACAGUUCGCACGACGAGUGUAACGUAAAAAUUCCUGAGAAGCACGGCGUCGCAUUAGUGGAGAAACCCAGCCGGCGUCCUUUCUUUCAUUGCACACCAUUUCGAAGUGGUCCAUAGAGCAGCGAGUAACAAACGAGAAUAGAAAUUAACGGCCAUUGAGAGUCAAAAAUGCAAUGCGAGAAAUUGCAUUGCGUAUAUUAAACUUUUUUUUUUAAUACGUUCCGAAAGCAAAUUACAAAGAAAUUUGGUUUGUCUGGUUUUAAUUUUGUGUAGCUAUAAUUAUUGUUUAAAUUGUUUCCUGAACUGUUCCUAAAUUACUGGGCAUUUUAAUAUAAUUGGAAACAUCGGCACAUCUUGAAUUCUUUUCUCACGGUGUCUAUGAAUAUGGCAUUCUUGUUAACUGGCGUUUAUGUUUUUAUACAAAGUUAAAAAAUUAAUAAUUUCAGAAAUGGAUUAUCUGAUUGAUUCAACGGUCCGAACUUUUCGACGUUUAAUUCGGUUGUUAUAACGAUUGGCAAAAGAGAUGCCAUGCCGUAAGGAUAUACGCAAGGACUGCAUUCUACGUAGUGUUUACAAGAAUAUCUUUGCAGGCAAAGGUCUUCGGUACUGCGAUUCCGAUGAUAUAAUUCUUCUCAGCAAUCUCCUCGGCCGGAUACAUGCCGAGACGAGUCCAUAUUCCAAACGAUAAAUAUUUACUUGAGAACUCGCACUCCACGCUGGAGUCGCGUCUGUGCCAAGAUCUAGCCUCGAGUGUCUCGACCUAAGAAAAAAAAGUUUCGCGCAGAUUAAGCCCCACGACACGUUUCGCCGUGCCCGUACACUCAUUAAAUGAUGCGCGUUUUCUUCCUUUUAAGAUGAGAUCAUAAAGAUGGAAAAAAAGAAAAAGGCCAUCAACGGAAAGGCCGGCGGCGCCAAGCGCAGUCGCGGUGCUCUACGCGGCCGGGGUGGCUUUAGAGGAAGAGGUGCGAGAAUCAAGCACAAUGCCAUCCUGAAGAAACAUCAGCAGCAGCAGCAGCAGACCUGGCAGCGCGGCGGGAACACCGCGGGUAACGCGCGCGGCGGUUUUGCCCGGAAUCGCUUCAAGAAGCCCGGCAAUCUCGUAAGGUCGCGCAGCAAUCUCAGCCUGAAUCAGAAGGCGAGCGGCGCAAGGGGAGGCACAUUCAACGUGCGCCGCGGCAGAGGCGGCAGAAGCGGCAGAUUCGGCCUGACUCGUAGCCGUAGCCGCACGAACCUGACGUACAAUCAGGGCGGCUUCUUCACGAGCAACAAGAGCCCGCUGAAGCGCACGAGCAGCUUGCCCAACCUGCGAGACCCGAAUUCUGUCCACAAUCGCCUGGGCUACCAGAGCCCCGCUCAGAUCGCCUAUCGAAAUCGCGUGAAGCGAGCGAAGCAGCUGCUGCUGCAGAGGCAGAAUCAGAGGCUGACCUUGCAGAAUCAAUUCAGAAUGGCACAGGCCGGCCAGAAGAGCGGCCUACUCUCGAUGCAGCCGAGAACCUUGGGAAGGCAGCAGAUACUGACGUCGCAACGGCGCUUCACCACCGGCGGACUGCGAUCCGAUCAGAUCGCUCGUGCACAGAGGCGGGCGCAAUACGAACAGAAAUUGAUACGAAUGAACUCCGCCCGACUGACUCCUACUCCGAACGUCAAUUUCAUGUGCACGCUGGGAAGCGAGUACAUACCCACCGCUACGCGCCAGCGACCACUCACCCUCGCGCAAAGCCGACAACCCGCGACCAUCGGCACCCUACGACAAUUGCCCAGAGGACGAUCGCCGUACAGGCAGAGCGCGCAGAGUUUAAAUAUGAUUGGCCGACCACCAUUAUUCGGACGACAGCGCUCGAGAUCAAGAUCACGAUCGCGUUCGCGUACGCACAACACGACCGCGUCCGAUUCCAGCGGAGACGUCGACGAUCGUACUUUCAGCGAAGUCAUGUACAGCCUGUCGGGGAACCUCGGCGUUACGGGGCGAACUCUUAACGAUCGAUUUAGCAUUUAAGUAGCAGCGUCGCAAAUUCGACGUAAUAUCGAACACACUCUACUGACGAUCUGUUAAUAAUUUACCCGUAAAAUCCCAGAAAUAAUAAGUUUAUUUUAACAAUGUAGACAAGUCCAGUUGUUUUCUCUUUGAUUAAGUACGCGAGCGUUUAUUAGUGCCAACUUAUUACAAUUGAGUUUAUUAACACAUUGUCCAAAUACUUUGUUUCUCUCGUUUGCCCGAAUUGCACUGAGAUAUUGCUUCACAUUUGCAUCGUUAAUAUAUGUACAAACUAUUUUUAGAGAAUAGAUAGCAAGAUCAUACACUUUCAUUCGGAAUAUAUGGUAGUACGUAUGAAUAGAACAAAGGGAGUGAUUCUUAUCUGUCGCAUGAUUGAAGGCAGAAAUCACAUUUUCUCAUCUACGUGCAAUAACUUUGUAUAAAAUCUUGAGUAUUUUUUCAUUAUAUGAAAUGUAGGCGAAGAAAAUUAUUUAAAUACGUGGUAGCAAUUCUAAGGGCAAUUUGAUGAUAAAUUUUGACAUUUAGUGUGAAAGAAUAGGCAUAUACAUUUAUGUAUAAGAUUGAGCGCGUACUUUCCAAAUGUACUUUUCUUGCUUUGAAAAAUAUACAAACUAACAAUUA